This is a messenger RNA of Lindgomyces ingoldianus, 1626 nucleotides long. RefSeq names its product ceramide glucosyltransferase. The transcript has 2 exons. The coding region runs from base 1 to 1626 and encodes 541 amino acids. Gene Ontology annotation, molecular function: ceramide glucosyltransferase activity. The record is from RefSeq and is a predicted model, not a curated record. Gene Ontology annotation, biological process: glucosylceramide biosynthetic process. NCBI's taxonomy places the organism in Eukaryota, Fungi, Ascomycota, Dothideomycetes, Pleosporales, Lindgomycetaceae. Gene Ontology annotation, cellular component: membrane.
AUGGUGCGCAUCAUUAUUGCGGCGAUAUGCCUCAUGUGGUAUAUCGUAGUGUGGUUGGUGUGCGCCAUCGGCUUCACCCAAUUAUGCCGAUACUACUCCAAGAGACCGCAGCCCGCGAGCUGCCUCAGAUGCUUCAAAGAAGAGGACCUCCCCCAUGUUACGAUUAUUCGACCGGCGAAGGGCCUCGAACCCCGGCUUUACGAGUGCCUUGCCGCGACAUUCCGGCAGACGUAUCCGAGGAACAAGCUUACCAUAUACUUUUGCGUAUCCUCACGGUCUGACCCCGCCUUCCCGAUUCUCGACCGCCUGAUGCGCGACUUUCCUGGCUUCGAUGCGAAGAUUCUUGUUGAGGAGGAGGAUCCGCUGGCGAAUAAUCAUGGAAGCGGGCUGCAGCUGGGACCGAAUCCUAAGAUCAGGAAUAUGAGUCGUGCGUACAGAGAGGCAAAAGGUGACAUUGUCUGGGUCAUUGACUGCAAUGUCUGGGUUGGCAAAGGCGUAUGCGGACGCAUGGUGGAUUUGCUGUGUGGCUAUGGGGGGGAGAAGCCGUUCAAAUUUGUACACCAGCUGCCCUUAUCGAUUGAUAUGGACGGGGAAGGCAUUUCUACCGAGGAAAGGAAGCUACUACUUGGUGGGGAACAAGUGUUGGAUGGCGACAUUGCAGCAAGCACGAGCUCUGACCAUCGCAACCAUUCUCGCGGAAGGUUCAAGAGGCUGUUACAACGAGGAGGCGGACGUUUGGACGAAGCCUUCUUGUCAAGUGCGCAUGCUAAGUUCUACGUCGCCAUUAAUACUGUCCUCGUAGCGCCUUGCAGUGUCGGCAAGAGCAACAUGUUCCGCCGCUCCCACCUCAACUAUCUGACCCAGGGAAAUCCGGACCGUGCCCCAGGGAUCGACUUCUUCUCCGAUAACAUCUGCGAAGACCAUCUAAUCGGGGACGCGCUGUGGAAGAAACCCCAGGCUUUCGAACAGCCAGGCUAUCAGCCAUCUCCAGGCGAACAUGUAGAGGCGUUUGGAAAACAUUCCCUGCUUUUUGGAGACAUGUGCUUCCAACCCAUUUCACACACUUCCGUGUCUGCUACUAUCUCUCGGCGUGUUCGGUGGUUGCGCGUUCGAAAGUUCACAGUUACGCUGGCUACGUUCGUCGAGCCUGGUACCGAAGCUAUCGUUCACGGCUUGUAUGGUGCGUAUGCGCUCACCACCUUACCAUCUUUCGCAAAUCUCGGCAUAUCUUCGACCUGGUCCUCUUUCUUCAUGGUCUGGUUUUGUAGUAUGAUAGUCUGGUGUCUUGUUGACUGGCUCCAAUACCUCCUCCUACACUCGGCCAAAUCCGUUGAACUUGAUUCCGACACUCCAGACUUCAUUCUCCCUCAACGCUCGCCCGGUACGCGCUCAUCCCCGUCUUCCCACCAACCACUUCUCGACAACAAGGGCCAGUCAACCCCAGGGUUACUGGCUGGGAAUAGGAGAGGCUUCCGACAAUUUUGGUUUGCGUGGAUAAUCAGAGAGAUAUCAGCAUUGCCGAUCUGGGUUUGGGCGUUUUGGGGCGGUGUCACUGUUAAUUGGAGGGGGAAGAGCUUCUGGGUGGGUAUGGAUAUGAAGGUUCAUGAAAUUCUACCCAAGAAGUAA